AUGAUACCUUAACAAUAAAAUUUUGAAGAAGUAAAAAGAAUAGAGAUCUGUAGGAGCAAUACACAAAUGACUGUUUAAUAAAGUUUCUAGAAUCUUGAACAAGAAAAUAAGUUUUAUUAUAUUAUAGAUUAAGUUUUCCUGAACACCCUAAUCCAAAUUUUGAUUAGCAAAAUUUAUAUAAUUUUAAUGUUAAAGAAUCGUCAACAAUUAGAUAGUUUGCUCCUGUAUUAAAAAAAUAAUAAAGUGAUACCUCAUCUGAUUACAAAAAACAUUAAAUCAUAUAAACAUAAAAAAGUAGCUCCAGAAAUAUGGAAAUUAAUCUAUAAAGAAUAAAAUUGAAUCCUAUUGAGGAAUAAUAAUAGAUAUCUAAGGUUAAUUUAGAAAAUUAAUUUAAAAGCAAAAAUGAAGAACAUCAUUUGAUAAUUAAAUGUGAUGAUACAAAUGAAGAUUUAAAUGAGAUUAUGUAAAAAAUAUAAUAUUAAUUUAGAUUUUAAAUUUAAGAGAAAGAUAAUGAUCCUGAAAUUAAUAGUUAAAACAUUUAGAUAUUGAGUUUAACUUAAAAAAAAUCUUUAAAAGAAUAAGAUUAAUAGAAUGCUUGUUCUAUUUGUGGUAGCAAUAAUGCAGUUAAAAUAUAACUGCUUGAAUGUGAGCAUAAAUUUUGUAAGUAUAUAUUUAAUUUUAAAUUAAAAGGAAUUGUUAUAAAGACUAUUUAGAAGAUAAGAUAAAAAAUGCUAAAAUAAAUAAUAUUUAUUGUUUACAAGAAGGUUGCAUAACUAAAUUUCCUGAAUCUGUAAUAAAGGAAACAGUUAGUGAAACUAAAUUUGCUCAAUAUUUAUUUUUUAAAUAUAAAUUAGAGAUUGAAAAUGAUAUGAAUAAAAAAUGGUGUCCAGCCAAAGGGUGUGAUUUAUUCGUUGAAAGAAAUCCAAAAUAAAACAUUGUUAUCNUAAUAAAAUUUUCUAACUCAUUCAUAAAUAUCUAGCAUUUUAAUUUCUAUUUAUAUCCAUCAAAAAUAAUUUUCGAUAUAAUUUGA
Paramecium sonneborni is the source of this 1030-nucleotide messenger RNA. The record is from the annotation of a GenBank genome assembly. Lineage: Eukaryota; Ciliophora; Oligohymenophorea; Peniculida; Parameciidae.